This is a messenger RNA of Agelaius phoeniceus (red-winged blackbird), 717 nucleotides long. The record is from RefSeq and is a predicted model, not a curated record. NCBI's taxonomy places the organism in Eukaryota, Metazoa, Chordata, Aves, Passeriformes, Icteridae.
AUGACCCUGCUCAAGCUGUCCCUCAUGGCCUUCAGCUUCGUCUUCUGGGCAGCGGGGCUGACCAUGCUCAUCAUCGGCCUCUGGGCCAAGGUGUCUCUGGGAAGUUACUUGGCGCUGUCGGCCAGCGGCUACCCCAGCGCCCCCGCCAUCCUCUUGGCUACCGGCAUCGCUGUCAUCAUCUGGGGCUUCCUGGGAUGCUUCGGCGCCGCUACGGAGCACCGGGGACUCCUGCGCGCCUACAGCGCCUUCCUGGCCGCCGUGCUGGCGGCCGGGCUGGCGGCCGGGCUGUCGGCACUCCUGUACCGCCAGACCCUGGCGCAGGGCUUCCAGGAGGGGCUGCGCCGGGCGCUGCUGGCCUACGGGGAGGACGACGGCGUGGCGGACGCCCUGGACGCGCUGCAGCGAGCCUUGUCCUGCUGCGGUGUGGAGAGCUACCGCGACUGGCUGCGCUCGCCCUGGGCGCUGCAGCAGAACGGCUCGGUGCCCCUCAGCUGCUGCCGGGCCCGCCGCGGCUGCCAGCGCGGCCCGCCCGACGUGCGCUGGCUGCACCGCGACGGCUGCUUCGGCAGGGUGUCCGCCUUCGUCGGCAGCAACAUGUUCUGUGUCGCCACCGCUGCCCUGGGGCUGGCACUGCUGCAGCUCGUCGGCAUUGUGCUGGCCUGCCUGCUGGCUGCCCGCGUCCCUGCCCAGCUGCUGGGCAUCACCACCCCUCGCUGA